Messenger RNA from Cloeon dipterum, 902 nucleotides. RefSeq names its product collagenase-like. The transcript has 5 exons. NCBI's taxonomy places the organism in Eukaryota, Metazoa, Arthropoda, Insecta, Ephemeroptera, Baetidae. The record is from RefSeq and is a predicted model, not a curated record. Gene Ontology annotation, biological process: proteolysis. Bases 57 to 878 code for a protein of 273 amino acids. Gene Ontology annotation, molecular function: serine-type endopeptidase activity.
AAGUAUAAAUACGUCCAGUUGAAGUUGAUAAGUUUAAACUGAUCACACAGCUCAAGAUGAUUAAACUGCUUGUGUUAGCUGCUCUCGCGUCAACUGCUUAUGGGGCUGCUGUGCCCAGUAGUCGGAUUUUUGGUGGCGAACUUGUGCAACCGGGCCAGUUUGGAUUUCAAGCAUCCUUAGAGCAUGGGAUGUACUUUUGCACUGGUGUAUUGAUAUCUCCGAGUACUGUCAUCACGUCAGCAUCAUGUCUUCAAUACUCCAAUGAACCGUUGCGGAUUACAAUCGGUGCUGUUAACUUCCAAAACGUCGAAGCAGAAGGAGCUGAAUUGAGAUACGCUCAACGCCAUCAGAUUUUGUACCAUGAAGCGUAUAAUCCCGAUCCCGAGACCAUUGAAAACAAUGUUGCCUUGGUUCAGAUUGAUCCACCAAUCAAACACAACAAGUUUAAGCCUGUCCAACUUCCCGCAAAAUCCAUGAUCAAUGAAUUCCUCAACACAACUCAAGUAACAAUAAUGGGAUGGGAUCAAACAUUCUCAGGAGGUCCAUCUGAUGACAAUCUUUACUACGCGGAGACGUACACGUACAAUUUCGAGGACUGUCUUUUCCUGUAUGGAGCCUAUCACUUGCACGAAACGCAGCUCUGUCUGGACAGAAGGCUUCCAACUCUGCCCACUCCGUGCUACGACGACUAUGGAGGACCAAUGUUGGCUCAGGAUGAGGCGGGCCAUUACAUUCUCAUCGGCACCCAUUCUCAUAAGGACAGAUAUGUCAACAACAUCGGUUGCUUCGAGUCAACCAUCCCCGUCGUUUACUCUCGAGUCGCUGCGUUCCUUGAUUGGAUCGAAAUAAAUGUACCUGAUGUCACAAUUAAACCUUAAGAUUAAUAAAAUAUAUACCCAAAA